Hymenoscyphus albidus is the source of this 1365-nucleotide messenger RNA. The record is from the annotation of a GenBank genome assembly. Lineage: Eukaryota; Fungi; Ascomycota; Leotiomycetes; Helotiales; Helotiaceae.
CCAAAACCCCCAGCUCGCCUUCCCCGGCCGCUUCACCCACAAUAUGCACAUUUACACAACUCCUCUCUUGCUUCAACGUCAACAUUCCUCCCAAUAAGCCACCACCCACAGAAUCAGCCAAACCACAUCAUUCUUGUCGCAUAGUCGCUCGCUAUUGUUUGCAUUCCUCCACCAUGUCGGGCGUCUCAAGUUGGCUGCAGAAAAUGCGAAAAGCUGAGCUCAUUGACCUAUGCGAUCACGUCGAUUUUAAGGAGUAAGCUGCACCCAACGCGCGCGCAUACUCGCGCAUUUCCAGACACUGGACUAACUGUUAUCGCAGCUAUGAGGGCAUGCGAAAGACGGAAGUCGAAGUUGCGCUCGAUGAAUACCUCACUGAAAAUGCCGACAUGUACUCGGGAGACUCGCGCCUCGAUCCAUACUACAACACGAAACGAAAGGGCCACUCGCCGGUGAAGAGGGAGAGCGCAUCGGUGAUCUCUGAUCUUGUGCCUGUGAGCAGGGUGAUCAAGCGCAGAGCUACAAGAGCAAAUGAGGAUUUCUUUGCUGCAACGUGAGUUAACCUCCCUCCAGCUCCAAUGCGCGCGCGCGUCGAUCAUGUCAUGCGCGUCAUGCGAUGAGAGCUUCAGCUAACCACACCACUGCAGUGACGACUCUGAAGUCGAGCCCGCAACCACUCGCACGCGUUCAGCACUUGCACGAACACCAGCGCGUUCUUCUGCACUUGCUUUCGCAUCCAGUGUGCCACUUCCUCCCUCCCCCGCCGUCGUCGCGGACGCAAUCGACCGUCGAACAGCAGUCCUCCGCUCCAAGGUCUCGAAUGCCUACGCCGAGUCAGGAAUCAUAGAAACCACGCAUGCGACACGGGAAUCGCUCUCCUCACUCGUCGUGAUCCAAGCUCUCAUCAACUUAUUCGAAAUCUCCAACCUGCGCGCGGAAAUCUUGCCCAAUAUCAAUCUCUUCAUGAUCCCCACUAUCAAGUUCCUAGACACGAGCGAGCGCGCAUUCCGUGCACCGGAUCUCUUCUUGCUUCUUACAUCUUCGUUCUGGGGACCGGCUACAUUAUGGGCUUUCACCAGCUUCUUCGUUCCGCUCACCGCUGCGUAUUUCUUCAACUUGACGGCUGGGUCGAGCAAGGCGCGCGCGGGCCAACAGUUCGCGUAUACCUUUGAUCCUAUGACUUAUAAUCUUGUCAAGGCACUUAUAAGCUUUGCAAUUUAUGGACAGGAUGUUACGUUUGGGGGAUUGGUGGAUUUGGAGUAUGUUGCUCGGAUCAAUUCUUCGAUGUAUGGAGGAUGGGCGGGUCCGGUCGUGGGAUCGGGAAUAGGGAUGUUGCUUUCUGUCUACGAGGCUGUUAUCAGGAAUUAG